This is a messenger RNA of Prorocentrum cordatum, 306 nucleotides long. Lineage: Eukaryota; Dinophyceae; Prorocentrales; Prorocentraceae. The record is from the annotation of a GenBank genome assembly.
GUGCGGGAGUGGGGCGCCUUCGAAGCCGCCGCGGAGCUCGAUUUCUUCGCCGAUGGGGCGUUGGCGAACGUUGAGAGCCCGCUCCGCGAGCUGGCGUUCAACUACGAAGUGCUCGAGGUGCUUGCUGAUGGCGCGACGCCAGGCGCCUGCGCAUUGCUGGAGCAGCCGCGGCUGUCGAGGAUGGCCCACCUGCCAGAGUUUGGGCGACUGAUGUCGCGUCCUUGUGUGACUGAGGGCUUGGCCCUGUCUAGCUACUUCAUCAAGGAGGAGUUCCAUUUCUGUCUGGUGGUGUUCGAGAAGGGGCUC